GAGAUGGUCGAUGUAACUACAAGCAAUUUUGAUUCAGUCCUCAAAGCCAUCCCAGAUGUUAUCCGCAAUUGCGACUUCAUUGCGCUAGACUUAGAGCUGAGUGGCCUGGAUGAAACACACUGUAGAAACACCGCAGACCUGCCUCAGAGUCGCUUCAAAAGAUGCCGGAGAGACGUGCUUAAAUAUACCCCGGUUCAAGUUGGCCUGGCGUUCUUCCAGUAUGACGAAGACGAUAAAAAGUACACUGUUCGACCCUAUAAUUUUUAUGUUUUUCCAUUCCACAAUAGCUCCCAGUUCCCAGACAUGCAUGUUCAGUUCCUGACCUCAUCGAUGAGUUUUUUAUCCUCUCACGGAUUCGACUUUAACAAAUGGGUCAAUUGUGGAAUUCCGUUUGUAUCUGUAGCGAAGGAAGAUCAAAUGAGGAGACAUAUGGAACAGCAUUUCGAUGACUUGAGAAAAGGGCUGGGUUUUCUUCUAGAAGAAAUAAACAUAAAUACUCAAACCAAGCUCUUGUCCCUUGUAGAAGAAACUUCUCCCCAGAAGGACCAAGAGUUUAAACGUAAAGAUGCCCAAGAACUAAUCGAUGCAGAAUUCAGAAAUGCAGAUUUUCUCAGACUAACUCGCGAACAGUUGAGGGCGCUGAAAGAUGAAGGCGAUGAGUGUCAAAUAAAGGAUGCCAACUCUUUCCAGCGUCGUCUUGUUUUCAAGAUAAUUUCGUCAGAAUUUUCUGAGAAAAAUUUGGUCGGAAUUGUAAAAAGUGUGGAAGGGUCGCAAGAUAAUAAGGACAAGUACAUACUGGUUAAGAAGUUAAGUGUGGGAUCCAGAACUUCAAGACUGGACUACCAGCAGAAAGUGAAACUGGAAGAUCUAAAUGCAUGCGUAGGAUUCACAAAUAUCAUGAAACUCAUUUCGGAGUCUGGUAAAAUGAUUGUUGGCCACAACAUGCUGAUGGACAUUCUUCAUAUCCAUAACACCUUCUUUGGUCCCGUGUCAGAAAGUUACGAGAAUUUCAAAGCAUCAAUUAACUCAAUUUUCCCUAAAAUAUGCGACACCAAAGUCUUGGCAACUACGAAACCAUUCAAAACGCACAUACCAUACACAGGUUUAGAGACCCUUUUCAAUGCAGUGUCACAAAAACCGUUCAAAAAGCCGGUUUUCAAAUUUGCCGUAGGAUUCGAUAAGUAUGACCAAGUUGGCGCAGCGCAUGAAGCAGGUUACGAUGCAUACAUGACUGGGUUCAUUUUCGCUUCCCUGCUCAACUAUUUAGGGUCGCUUGUAAAGCCUCCGAAGGCUCAUAUCCCAUGUAGCAGUGAACUUGUGACACCUUUCGUGAACAAAAUAUUCCUGAUGCGGAUCUUGGAUUUGUAUUACAUGGAUCUAGAGAACGAUGACGUCAUUCCGCGCAGACAUGAUAUGUUUUAUCUGAUGUUCCCGAAGGAGUGGAAGACUAGGGACAUUGUAAAAUUGUUUGAGAAGUUUGGAAACUCAAUUCAGGUCAACUGGAUAAAUGAUGUAUCGUGUUUUGUCAAAGUGGAAGGUAUGCGGGACCCAGCUACAACCAUCCUGAAAACAGUCGCGCUUGCAGCUGCUGGAGCUGAAAACUUCUCAAUAUGUACAUUUGAUGAGUACCAUGAAAAGUUUGAAGAUAACGGAGAGGCUAACGAAGAGGCAACGCAGCCUGAAAUUAGUACGAGUAAAAAUGGAGUUGGUGACAGUAUUCGUAAGCUGAGUGCGACUCAAAAACGCGCCUCAGAAGAAGCGGCUCAAGAUUUGGGAGAGGAAAUAGACCCCGAGACUUUGAUGCCGAAAGACAAGAAAGUCAGAACCAAGUGACUGGCAUCUAAUGAAUGACUGAUUUGCACUUGUUUUUGCAAUAUUUUAUCUCCUGUUUAGAACAGUUGUUAUAAAUUGAGAUUGAAUUAGA
This is a messenger RNA of Symsagittifera roscoffensis, 1924 nucleotides long. RefSeq names its product poly(A)-specific ribonuclease PARN-like. Gene Ontology annotation, biological process: nuclear-transcribed mRNA poly(A) tail shortening. The record is from RefSeq and is a predicted model, not a curated record. NCBI's taxonomy places the organism in Eukaryota, Metazoa, Xenacoelomorpha, Acoela, Convolutidae. Bases 4 to 1833 code for a protein of 609 amino acids. Gene Ontology annotation, molecular function: metal ion binding; poly(A)-specific ribonuclease activity; RNA binding. Gene Ontology annotation, cellular component: nucleus; cytoplasm. The transcript is spliced from 4 exons.